This is a messenger RNA of Suillus paluster, 1217 nucleotides long. RefSeq lists its product as uncharacterized. Gene Ontology annotation, molecular function: protein binding. The record is from RefSeq and is a predicted model, not a curated record. The coding region runs from base 223 to 1071 and encodes 282 amino acids. The transcript has 5 exons. Lineage: Eukaryota; Fungi; Basidiomycota; Agaricomycetes; Boletales; Suillaceae.
CUCUAUUUGACCUGGAGGCCACACAACAAUGAGGGAUUAUCAUUACGUCGGCAGUCAGGACUGCUGGAUAUAUCGAGAAAUUCGAAGGCUGAUGGCGGGCUGAGCUGAAUCGAAGCAUCACCAGCGCUUACAAGGCAGAUAAGUAUAAACAUCGGUCGAAACAAGGGACAUACGAGCAUUAUUCACCCCACAAUCGAUACCUACCCAACGUCACAUCUCGAAAUGUCAACCUCAGCUGAGCCCAAUUCCUCUGAAAACGGCGUUUCUCAAAUCAAAAAUCACCCUCAGUAUUUCAUUCCCACUGGGGACAUCGAAUUCUUAGCACAAAGCGUUCUAUUCAAAGUGCAUUCUCAUUUUUUCCAGCGCGAAUCAAAUUCGUUCAGGGAUAUAUUUUCCGAAGGCGGCGGCGACACUAAGCCUUAUACGUUAGACGUCAAGUCAGACGACUUUGCCCACUUCCUGUGGGUGUUCUAUGACGAAGACUACGAAUACGAAAACCAGCCGCUCGAGAGGUGGCUGAUUAUUCUAAGGCUCGCAACGCGGUGGGGCUUUCACAAGAUCAGAAAGCUGGUUGUGCGCCAGCUCGAGAAGAUUGAGCUAAAACCUAUCGACAAAAUCAAGAUCUAUUCCAAUUUCAAGAUUGACGCACAACUUCUGUUACCAUCAUACACGACUUUAGCCAUGAGCCCUUCGCUUCCUCCUCUUUCGGAGGCUAAAAAGCUUGACCUCGAAACCAUUCUCAAGCUGACGAUGGUAAGGGAGAGAGCGGUUCAAAAGGCGGCAGAGGAUGGAUGUCGUUCUCCAACAAGUGCGAGCGCUGGCAACGAAGAAGUCAAUAGGAUCAUAUGCGAGAUAUUCGAGCUCGCCAGCAUGAACGGCGCCACCGCAACUGAACCAUCGAUGACUGCUGGAGGUUCCUCAGAUGGUAAUAAUGGUACCACGGGGAACUCGGUUCCGACGUUACAGAACCCCGAUCCAGAGAAGAAGAACAAGAACAAGAAUGCUAACGCAAAUGGCGCCUCUAACGCGAAUGGCAAACAUACAAAUGGAAAGAAGUCUACGUCUACGUAGGCAUGCGCUCGCAGCGGGAAUGAUAGUACGAGAGUUUGUCAUGGAUAACGGGGAUAUUGAGGAAGGCGAGACGCGCGCGUGUACUCUGUAGAUUCAUUGGUCCGGUGUAUAUUGUGUACAGGCAGAAGACAUUAUGAUGAUACUCA